Rubroshorea leprosula is the source of this 669-nucleotide messenger RNA. The record is from the annotation of a GenBank genome assembly. NCBI's taxonomy places the organism in Eukaryota, Viridiplantae, Streptophyta, Magnoliopsida, Malvales, Dipterocarpaceae.
GUUUUCCAAAACAUAAUCAAAGGAUUCAACUUUUUGGUGAAAGGGAGCAAGUUAUGACUUCUGGGAGCCAAACAGCACGUCCGCACCAACACCACAAAGUUCUGUCUUUAGCUACCAGCAACCAACGAGUGGCUUUCUAUGCACUCUUCAAUCUAUUCUGCGGCUUCUUCAUCCCAAAAUCGAGAAUUCCCAAGUGGUGGAUUUGGUACUACUGGAUCUGCCCUGUGGCAUGGACAAUCUUUGGAUUAAUCAUAUUACAAUAUGGUGAUGUAGAACAGACAAUCAAAGUUCCAGGAUCCACGGUACAACCAUCUAUUAGAUGGUAUAUUGAGAGCCACUUCGGUUAUGAUCCAAAUUUCAUGGGACCAGUUGCUGGUGUUCUGGUUGGAUUCACAGUGUUCUUUGCCUUCAUGUAUGCCUACUGCAUAAAGACACUGAACUUCCAAAUGAGGUAGACGUAAUUCAUGCGGAUGAAUUCUUCCUCAACCAUAUGCUACAACUGAAAAGUGACCUUGUGAAUACAAAACACAGUGGAAUGCAAUAGUUGUAUUAGGCCUCUGUGUUAAUCUUUUUGAAGCAAUUACAUUUAUAGUCGUUUGCAAGAUUUUGAAAGUUGUACUGGGCUACCAGGAAAUGUAAAGAAUUUUGAAAGAAAAAUCUUUAUGCUAC